Oldenlandia corymbosa var. corymbosa is the source of this 7336-nucleotide messenger RNA. The record is from the annotation of a GenBank genome assembly. NCBI's taxonomy places the organism in Eukaryota, Viridiplantae, Streptophyta, Magnoliopsida, Gentianales, Rubiaceae.
GUUUGGUUAUCCCACUUUUGUGUAUAUUUGCUAGACAAGGCUAAUUUGACAAAAUUGAAACUAAAGGAGUUCCAUUCUUUUCAAAUGUACAAAAAUUUGCAGCUGUGAAAGAAAGAUUUCAGAAAUUGAAUGUCCUUAACAAUGGUAAUAACAUCUGAAACAGGAAAGAUUUUUCCUUGUAACCAAGCAACCACGUUUUUUUCAUCGAACUGGACUUCAAUUCUUAUGAAAUCUCUCCAUUGUAGUUCAGCUAUUACUAAUAUGUCCAUUUCCAACUCUGCAACCAAAGCACUCUGUACAUUUUUCUGGUAGAUUGACUUAGCCAACAACAGUUUUCUUUCCCCGUCCUUGAUACUAAAGCCCAUUCCCGCUAAGUUGUCCCCUAAUUUCACCACUGAACUCACAUUUGUUCGAAUGAUUCCAUCCCCCGGGGCCUGACCGUCCCUGAAUUACAUGCACAUCUCUGUUCUGAUUUACACUCACCUGAGAUCUAGGCUGAGCUUCUUUAAAUUCACACCACUCCUUCAUUGUUGUUUGCACCACAUCCACUGCUUCGAUCUUUAGUCCUUCAAAAUACCAUGCAUUUCAGGAUUUCCACAGUUACCAAGAAUGUUCACAAUGAUCUCCACUGUCCUGUAUUCUGUCACCUUUCUCAAUCAUUAUCAACUCUGUCUACCAUCCAGCAAAGCUGUCCAUCCUAUUACUUAGCCCAUCCUAGCCAACUGGUGCAAUUUUUCAUACUGUUUUUGCAAAGUCACAGGCAAACAGUAUAUGCUCUAAAGUUUCUUCCCCUAUUAUACACCUUCGACACAUCUUCUCCACCCCUAAACCACUUUUAUUUAAGUUUACACUAACUGACACCCAACCUUUUAUACAGUUUCCAGAUAAAAUGGUGCAGUUUAGCUUUGACAGCAAGCUGCCAGAUUCUCGACCAAACUUUUUUUGCCACUUCUCUUCCAUUACUAGAUUCUCCACACCUACUACCCUCCAUUUUUCUUCUUUUCUAUGCAUUUAAAGGCAGAAGAAACAGAAAAUCUCCCAUUCACCUCCCCACCCCACACCAAAGUAUCCUGCCCCCCAUAAGUACUUACAAGGCAUUUGACAUACCUUGCUCACUUUUUCAGGUACAAGAAUUUGCUUCAGAAUGUCCUUCUUCCAUUCUCUGGUUGAGUGGUUAAUGAGCUGGUUCGCCUUUAUUAGAUUUCUAUCAGCUCCUCCUCUGUUAUGCACUUCCACCACACACCCCUCAGGAAGCCAGUUAUCAUUCCAUAUAUUCGCUUCACUUCUAUUUCCGAGCUUCCAUUUAACUUCUCUCAGCACACCUUUACUCGCCCCUAACCAGCCUUUCCACAACCAAGAAUUAGAACCCUUCUAUUUGACUUGACCUAGAGAGCAAUUUGAAAAAUAUUUUCUUUCAUCACUUUCGCCAUAAAUGAAUUCGGUUCAAUUUUUGGCCAACAUCGCCUCAUUUAUAGAUUUAAGGUUUCUAAAUCCCAGUCCCCCUAACUCCUUUUCCUUUGCAAUCUUAUCCCAUCACCCCCAAUGUAUCUUCCUCUUCCCCUCUUUAUCCCCCACCAAAAAUCAACCAUACUUCUCUCAAUCUUUUGACAAACAUUGUCAGUCAACUUAUAGUAAGACAUAGCAUAAAGAGGGAGAGCUUGUACCCCUAAUUUUAACAGAAUUUCUUUCCCCGCCAUUGAUAGGAAUUUGUUCUUCCAGCUUUUGAGUCGUUUGUCAACAGCUUUCGUCACGUACUUGAACACCUCCGCCUUUGAUCGUCCAAUCACCAAUGAUCGUCCAAUUACUUUCGAACUUGAGAUUAUUGUCCAAAUUGAAUUUUUAGUUUUAAUAUAAAAUAAAGUAAAAGUGAAAAAUCAUAAAUGAAAAAUAAUUUUAUGACAGAAGAAAUACAAUAAAAGAUUUGAUAUUUAUUCUAUAUCGUCAUAUUCAUAUGCAUAAAUUAAAUUAAAUUUUCACUACUAGAUAGUAUUACUUAUCAAAAACUGUUAUUCGAGAAAAAAAAAAACAAUAAAAGAGUAUUACAAGACAAUGCACAACCGUGGUAAACAACACAUCUAACAUAUGGAUGGAUGAUGGAACAAGGUAACAGACUAACAUCCAUGAUUCCAAAACCAUGAUUGUUGAUACCAAAUAGUGGUUUAGUUUAAGUGUUUGCUACGUAGUAUUUUCGUGUGAUGGAUAAGAAUCAAUUAGAGAAUAAUAAAAAAUAUAAAUCCACGCUGACCCCCAAAAAAGAAAAUAAAAAAACGAAUCGCUAGAAAAUAUGGAGCGAUAAUGUUGGACCAUUUAAUUGUUUAUGGGGCUUUGAAGCUCACAUCAUUCCCAUUUUCAGUUGGGCCUUAUAACGAACUGUCCUUUUACAUUCCCAAUCUAUAUCUAUUCGUCUUCUUAAAAAUACAGGAUACAGACCAAACUUAAAAAAAUAGAAGAACCCUCCAAAUUCUCCGCUGCUUUGGCAAAGUUCAAAUUUCAAACAAUCAAUCGUGGGCGACAGCGGCUGCCAACUCCGUUCAAGGAUCUGCUUCCGCCACCACCGUCCCCAUUUCAUCUUUACUUUGGAUCUUCUUCCCCCUUUUUGAACCCAAGUCCAUUACAACCCAAGUCUUAAACAUGUCGGCCUCCCAAUCGCCUUUCCCAAAAGAAGAAGCUGAGGUUAUCGAUUUGUGCGGUUCAACUCCUCCUCCGCGUCUUCGCCUCCGGAAGUUACCCGAAGUGAUUGACAACGGUAGUACUCCUAUUAGACCCGUAUUUUGCGUGAAAAGUAAAGAGGCCAUGAAGGAGAUUGAAAACAAGGAGGAUUGUUUUAUCUUGGAUUUUGACCCUGAUGAUUAUGAGCCCUCCUCCAUCGGCCCUAAGAUUCCAGAUGCUGCUGCUACUGCUAACGCCUCCCCCGAUAUCACUGUUGUAGCAGAGAAAGGCCAGGUUAACAUAAUUGUAUCUUUCUUUGUUUUCUUUACCCGAAUUGUGCUUGAAGUGGUACGUUUGUAGCUUGGCUGAAUUAAUUGAUUUGAAUCGAAGAAGGAAAAUUGGGUUUCUUGUGGUAAUCGCUCGCUGAAUUUCGACUUAUUUGCACUUAUGAUACAUUUUCUCUAUUUUAUAUUCAUGCGAAGUUAAAGGUUUUGUAUUCCCAAAGCGAUUGUUUUCUAGAUUAAAUGUUUAGGCAACUUUAGAAUUCCUGGAGUCUUUUUGAAUUCCAGGACCAAUUUUGUAUCUUGUAAUUGUAAAACCAUACCCUUUUAAGUUGUUUAAGCCCCGUGUUGAUUGAAUUGAAUAGUAGGGUUAUGAAUUGUUGAGCCUGUUGUUUUGUCUUCUUAUACGUACCAGGUAGCAUGUAGAGACUAUCCACAUUCAAGACAUUUGUGCAUCAAAUUUCCAUUUGCGCAAUCAUCCCAUGAGAGCUACUGUAAACGGGUAAAAUAUUGUUUUUUUUUUUUGCCUUUUUCUUCUAGGAUUAGUUUUAUUUAUUUUGGAGGGUGUGAAAAUUAUGAAUUGCCAUUCCAUACGUUGAAACUGUCCAUUCUUGGCCAAGGGACAUGUGAAGUUGGAUUUGUGAAAAGAUUGACAAACUAGUAUAAAUGUGUAUAUUUGGUGUAAAUUUAUGCUUAUCAUGUUCAGUUUUAUCAUUGAUUGAUGAUUCGACACUCAAGGGGUUAGGUUGAAUGUUGACUGCUAUUUUACUGGUCGUUUCCUCAAAUUUGGAGAAGCAUUCAUUUGUUUAAUCAGCUUUAAGCGAGAGUCGAUGUAAUCAACCCUUCUUUAAAUGCCUCAUGCAUCGUUCACAUUGUUGUUCUUCCUAUUUAAUGUGUCUGAUGGAGGCUCCCGGCUGCAGUGCUUCUGUUUUGUCUGUGAUCAAGCUGCUCCCUGCAAAAAGUGGACUGGAGAUUCAGGACAUUGUCAUGCUAUAGAUAAUGAAGCUUGGAAGUUGGAGAGGAAGAGGUUGCUUAAAAAAAUGUCUGCAUAGUGCUUGGUAUCUCUGCUCUUGAUUUCUUCUCUUGGAUGGUUCUUUUGUGGCAUUGUUUCUGGGAAUGUCAUCAUUCAUGGCCGAGGUAGUUGUGCAUAGAUUUCCCCUUCUGUUUGCUAGCGUGAAAGGUGAAUUAUGCUUCAACUUCUUUUGUAGAAAAAGUUGUCGAUGAAACAGUUAGCAUUGAAACUAAACAAUUGGAAUCAAGGUCAAGUGGCUUGUAAAUAUUAAGGUUUACCAGAUUCACAACGCAUCAAAAUUUUUGCAUGUGAAUAUUUGGAGCUUUAUGUUGCCUACUGAUACUAUCACAUCUACAUGUGAAAAUCUGUGGAUCUAUGUGGUUCCUGACUUCUAACGGCGUAGGUGUAGCAUUGAUGUUAAGUUUAUAAUUCUAGAAUGUGCAAGCUUUUCUUGUUGGUUAUCUAGUAAACUAGUAUGUCUUCAACUCUCAUAUACUAGGAGGCAUAUGGCCGCGCACCUGAGGGCAUCGAUAGCCCAGAAAUGGAUGUUAUUUUAUCAUGCUUUCAUGUUUUUUUCCAAGAUUGUGAAGUUAUAAUUGCAGUAUUCUCAUCAAGAAAGCAGCUUGAGUGAUGUAUAAAAAUUGAAAUCAGUCCAAAUAAAAGUAUGGGGGAACAAUGCAAAAGAUAUCAUAUCUGUUCAAGUUAUAUAAGCACGGAUCAUGGUGGAUUGGUGGGUCUAAAGCAGCCCUAUCAGAAACUUGUUACUAUGAAAUUGUCCAACAUUUCUGUUAACUGUUAGGGGACAGCAGAUGAGUAUCAGCGAGGCGAGGUUGAAGAAUGUUACGGGAACUGAAUUGUCCAACUCUUGUGUUGGUGUGAUGAUGAUUGAAAUGAUACGUUUGAACCUGAGACCAACUGACAUACAAAUUGGGUAAUCCCCAAAUCAAAAUGUUCGACUUGCGUUCAAAACAGUCCAAGUUACAGAAAAAGUAUGAUUGGGAUUAACAAAACAAGAAGAUGCCACUUAUUAUAUAACAAGAUUGAACGGCUAACAGUCAAACACCAUCAAGGAAGUAGAAGCUCAACGAUAUUUUGGAGCUGCCGGUAUAAAAUAUUGAAAAUGAGAAGAAAAGUAGAAUUUGCAAAUAUUUGAAGUGAACAACAACAUUGUCAAGCGGCCUAAAUAUAAACGUACAGAACCCAAAAAGACAGCUCCAGAAGGCCCAAAAGGCCGCUUGAAUUUGGGCUGAAAAAAAUGAUGGUAGUUCUGUUCAUGUAGUCCAGCCCACAGGAUGUAAACCCUAGCUUAAAAAAUGGAAUUGCCCCCCGGGGUAAAAUAAUGUCAUCUCCUUCAUUGCUGCUUAUCCACUGAACGUCUGUCUACCUUUUUCCGCCAUUCACAAGCACAAGUCCCGUAGAACAAUCAUCAUGCCUGGCCCCGUCGUCGAAGAAGUUGAGCUCGAGAAAAAGCUUGAGAUUGAGGAACCAGUAGUGGAGGAUGUGAAAGAGGAAGAUGACCGCGAGGACGAUGACGAUUCUGACGACGACGAGGAUGACGACAAGGACGACGGUGCACAAGGCACUAACGAGGGUUCAAAACAGAGCAGAAGUGAGAAGAAGAGCCGCAAGGCAAUGCUGAAGUUGGGGAUGAAACCCGUGACUGGUGUGAGCAGGGUCACCAUUAAAAGAACCAAAAAUAUACUCUUCUUCAUCUCAAAGCCUGAUGUUUUCAAAAGCCCAAAUUCAGAGACCUAUGUCAUCUUUGGAGAAGCUAAAAUCGAGGACUUAAGCUCUCAGCUGCAGACACAAGCUGCCCAGCAGUUCAGGAUGCCGGAUAUGGGUUCUGUGAUGGCAAAGCCUGGAGAAGUUUCUGGUUCGGCUGCUGCUGCUCAAGCAGAUGAGGAAGAUGAAGAGGUCGAUGAGACAGGUGUUGAGGUUCGUGAUAUUGACUUGGUGAUGACACAGGCUGGUGUGUCGAGGAGCAAGGCUGUUAAGGCUCUCAAGGCCCACGAUGGAGAUAUUGUCAGUGCUAUCAUGGAGUUAACCACUUAAGUAGUAGUUGUUACAGUCUUUCGACAUUUUUGAUUGGUAAUGCAUCAUUUUAUUCCCGAGUUUCUGGAAUGAUUGUACUCUGCCUCUGGAAUUCUACAACAUAAGACAGAUGUUAUCAGUGCCAUUUUUGUGCAUUUUAAAUUUUUUUUUGCCGGGUUUGAUUAUUUCGUCUAGAGAGGCUCUUUUACGUGUUGCAGUUCAUGCUGCCUUUUUUCGUCCCUCUAUACUUGAUAGCUGGGAAACCGAUAUGAUGCUCUAACCAAAGCUACUGACUACGGUAACAUCCUAUUGGUUCCUUGUGCCGUUAACCACCUGAAAGUAGUUUUGGUUUUUCAUUAUUCUUGACUUGUAAAUUCUAAAUGCUGAACAAAAAGGGGAAACCAUGUUCUGAUAAUGUGCAAAGCAGCAACGGCUACAAUUUAAAAUUGGAGAGGAGGAACAGCAUUCAUUAAUUCAGUACUGAAUACAUAAUCCACGACUGACAACUGAAACAACUUAUCAUCUUGUUAAUUGAUUACUCUGCAGUUGGCUCGAAUUUCUCCUACUUCUCCAGUUAAGACCCCAAUUUGACCCAUUCUUACCAUUGCAUCAGCAAACUUACUUCUCCAAACAAAAGGGCUCUGAGAAUUCGCAAUCACUUCAUUUGCUGUCGCAGAAUUUGUCAACAGAGUUUGGUCUGAAGUGAACAAGCCUCUGCUGGCAAGAAUGUUGUUGUAGUAGCUUGUGUCCAUGAUUGUGGGGGUGAAAGGGUCCAUCGGCACCACUGAGUUCGGAUUUGUACUUCCUGGUGGACACUGCCGGCUCAGCUGCAAUGCGUAAACUGGAUCUAAACUCGGGUCUUGGUUCGUUGUUGUGUUGAAAUUGAAAAGCCUGUUGCUGAAUGACGUACAAUGGGAACGCCCGAUGGUGUGUGCCCCUACCCCCCAAGGUAACUUACAAUAUUAAUCAUUCUUUUUGUACUUAUCAUAUGACUGGUAAGUAAAUAAGAUGUAUUAUCGCUCCCUGGAUAUGAAUCAUGCUUACCUGACAGCGUUACCAUCUCGUCCUGUCUUAGUCCCUUGUUGGCGAAUGCCUGUCUGAGCUGACUGACGCUGAACGAUGGACCUGGCAAGUUUGCUGAUGCCUCAGUGGCCAGUGAAAUUCUGCCGUCUUUCCUACCUGCAGGUACGUCGUAGCCAAAGCCUCCUGUCUGUUGUGUGAAAAACACAAAUCUAGUUCAGUGUUCCGCUCCCGAGAAAGCUCUUUAAAGCAUCGUCUAUCUACAUGAUUGUAAGAUGAGAUACUGUGAAAAUGUGUCGAGGAAUUCGACUAGCUCUUACCAAUUCAACGCUGUCCCUGGCUG